UUUGCCUUUGCCUGGGCCUGGGUCUCCGGCUGCAGCGUACGUGUCGGGACUGCGGACGCCUUUUGCCCAGUUCCCCUCCCCUUCCCGCGAUCCGCGAUGGGGCGCACGUCCAAGGACAAGCGCGAUGUUUAUUACCGGCUGGCCAAGGAGGAGGGCUGGCGGGCCCGCAGCGCCUUCAAGCUGCUCCAGUUGGACGAGGAAUUCCAGCUCUUCAGCGGCGUGAGGCGGGCCGUGGAUCUCUGCGCCGCCCCCGGGAGCUGGAGCCAGGUGCUGAGCCGCAAGCUCGGGGGGUCCGGGCCGCCGGCCUGCAUCGUGGCUGUGGACCUGCAGGCCAUGGCUCCCUUGCCUGGGGUGGUGCAGAUCCAGGGGGACAUCACCAAGGCGUCCACGGCGCAGGAGAUCAUCGGACACUUCGAGGGGCAGCCGGCGGACCUGGUGGUGUGUGACGGCGCCCCGGACGUCACCGGGCUGCACGACAUCGACGAGUACAUCCAGGCGCAGCUCCUGCUGGCCGCCCUCAACAUCGCCAUCCACGUCCUGAAGCCCGGCGGCACCUUCGUGGCCAAGAUCUUUCGCGGCCGGGAUGUCACCCUGCUCUACUCGCAGCUGCGCCUCUUCUUCCCCGACGUGGUGUGCGCCAAGCCCAGGAGCAGCCGCAACUCGAGUAUCGAGGCCUUCGCCGUGUGCCGGGGCUUCAAGCUCCCGGCCGGCUACAUACCCAGCAUGCUGAACCCCCUGCUGGACCACAGCUACCACGGGGACUUCAACCAGCUCGAGGGCCCCACGCGGCUCAUCGUGCCCUUCCUGGCCUGCGGGGACCUCAGUGCCUAUGACGCUGACCGCACUUACCCCCUGCAGCUGGAGGGGAGCGCCGAGUACCGCUACACGCCGCCAGCCCAGCCACCCAUCCAGCCGCCCUACCAAGAGGCCUGCAAGCUCAAGAAGUCCGGGGGUCUGGGCCGGGCCAUGCUGCAGCCCGGGGCUCUGCCCGAUGCCCAGGAGCAGGCUGCUGCCCAGCCUGAGAAGGAGGGCGAGCAGGCCGUGACCCCAGCCCUGGGUUCCCUCUCCCUGGACCCCUAGGGAGGAGCCCUCCCAAAAGGGCCUCUGGAAACUUAUUCCUAUGGACUUGGGGGGAGGGGGUGGUAAUCCUCAAGGUGAAAGCUCUUCCUUUGGUUAUUCCUCCUAAACAUAACAGAGUUUUAGUUGGGAUUGGUAGAGGUGGGAGAGAAUAUUAUACACACACACACACACACACACACACACACACAUAUGCUCUCAGGCACACAUAUUUGAAAUUUCUUAUUUUUGCUAGAUUUUUAUCUGUUUUCUUUUUAAAAAUUCAUUUCAUCGAUGUCUUUUUUCUGUGUUGCCUGAAUUCCUUUCAAUAUCCAUCCUCCCAGUAAGCCAUUCCAUAAACAAUAGAAUUUUUUAUUUUAACAAAAAGGAGGAAGAGAAAAGAAUCAGCAAAACCCAUCAAUACUUGGCAAAAAUCUGAAAAUACAUGCAAAGUUACAUAGGGGGAAGCUCCUACCUCUGCAGAGUGGUAUGGGAAGGUGUCUUCUAAUGUCUCUUGGGACUAUGUUUGUAAUUUGUAAUUCUACAGCAUUCUCUUUCAGUUAUUUUGUGGUUGUUAGAAUUUUAGUUGUAGUUGAAGGGUUUUUUUUAGAUUUUUGCUUCCUGGAAUAGGAGCUAACCAAGCAAGUGUU
Molecule: messenger RNA, 1706 nt
Organism: Phascolarctos cinereus (koala)
Lineage: Eukaryota; Metazoa; Chordata; Mammalia; Diprotodontia; Phascolarctidae
Source: RefSeq, a predicted model, not a curated record